Molecule: messenger RNA, 414 nt
Organism: Nothoprocta perdicaria
Lineage: Eukaryota; Metazoa; Chordata; Aves; Tinamiformes; Tinamidae
Product: regulator of G-protein signaling 3-like
Exons: 5
Coding region: 4-414 (136 amino acids)
Biological process (GO): signal transduction
Cellular component (GO): plasma membrane; nucleus
Source: RefSeq, a predicted model, not a curated record
GUCAUGGAAGCAAAAGGUCUGUUGGGAAAGGAGAACCGGCCGUGUGACUCCUAUGUGAAGAUGUCGAUCGUGCCGGAUGUCAACUGGAAAUGCAGGCAGAAGACUAAGACUGUGCCGGACAGCAAGAACCCCGUCUUCCACGAGCACUUUCUUUUCCCGGUGCGAGAGGAGGACGAGCAAAAACGCCUGCUGGUCACAGUGUGGAACCGCGAGAGAGAUUCCAGGCAGAGCGAAUUGAUUGGGUGCAUGAGCUUCGGCGUGAAGUCCCUCCUGACGCCGGACAAGGAGAUCAGCGGCUGGUACUACCUCCUUGGGGAGGACCUGGGCAGGACCAAGCACCUGAAGGUGGCUACGCGGCGGCUGAAGCAGAGCAGAGGUGCGACCUUGGCAGCAUCCCAGGGUACGUUGGCCUAG